GGUGGAGUGGAGAAGGAGAAAGCGAAGAAGCAAAGAUGAAUUAUUGAUGGGAGGCGUGGACCCCUUUGAAGUUGUAGUUGCAGUUCCAUUCCAAAUUCCAAUGUUAAUGGAUGAAUGAAUUGAAUUAACCGAAUCCGAAUGUGAUCCCUCCUAUUGAUGAUCCUCCUGACAUAACGAACCAACUAACUGAAAAUAAAAAUGGUGUCGACUUUGGAAAAGAAGAAGAACCUAAGCAACCUCAUCAUCCCCGCUUCCUCUUCAUCCCCCAACCCAUCCCCAUCCCCAUCCCCAUCGCAAUCCAUCACAAGCCCACACGUCAUCCACAGUAGGACCCACUCCUUCGUGGGCCCAUCCCCUCGCUACAACCCAUCAUCCACCACCCCUCUCUUCUUCCUCCACGAGGCCGACGACGACGACGAAGAACAAGAACAACCACCACUGGGCCCGGGCCCUAAGAUUGGGCCUUCCGAUUUCCAUAUUCUCCGCGUGGUGGGCCAGGGCUCCUUCGGCAAGGUCUUUCUCGUCACAAAAAAAGGCGAUGGAGUCUUCGCCAUGAAGGUCAUGAGGAAGGACACCAUCAUCAAGAAAAACCACGUCGAUUACAUGCGAGCCGAGAGGGAUAUUCUCACCAAAGUCCUUCACCCUUUCAUCGUUCAGCUCCGUUACUCUUUCCAGACCAAAUCUAAAUUGUAUUUGGUCUUGGACUUCAUCAACGGAGGCCAUCUCUUCUUUCACUUGUAUCGCCAUGGUAUCUUCCGUGAGGAUCAGGCAAGGCUUUACACUGCUGAGAUAGUGUCUGCUGUUUCGCAUCUUCACAGCAACGGCAUCGUGCAUCGCGAUCUUAAGCCUGAAAACAUUCUUAUGGAUGCGGAUGGCCAUGUCAUGCUAACUGAUUUUGGAAUGUCAAAAGAGAUUGAUGAAUUGGGAAGAUCCAACUCUCUGUGUGGGACUGUGGAAUACAUGGCUCCUGAAAUCCUUCUGGGUAAAGGCCAUAACAAGGAUGCUGAUUGGUGGAGUGUUGGUAUUCUGUUGUAUGAAAUGCUAACAGGGAAGGCACCAUUUACACACACUAACAGAAAGAAACUUCAGGAGAAAAUUAUUAAAGAGAAAGUUAAACUUCCACCAUUCCUUACCAGUGAAGCUCACUCUUUGCUCAAAGGAUUGCUGCAAAAGGAUCCAUCCGCAAGGUUAGGAAGUGGGCCAAAUGGAGAUAACCAGAUCAAAAGUCAUAAAUGGUUUAGGUCAAUCAAUUGGAAAAAAUUGGAGGCAAGAGAACUGGAACCAAAGUUCAAACCAGAUGUAUCUGGGAAAGACUGUACAGCUAAUUUUGACCAAUGUUGGACAGCAAUGCCUGCUGAUGACUCACCAGCACCCACACCUACAGCAGGUGACCAUUUCCAGGGCUAUACUUACGUGGCACCCAACCCUUGGCUUUCAUCUGGCACACUAGACUGAAAGAGAAAGUCUGUACAUGGAUGAAAGAAUCAAAGUAUGACCUGAAUAAGAUAACUAACCCAAACCUUCUGAUUGUAAGCUUUCUUAGCUUGCAAGUAAUCCAAAUCUUCUCUCACAAAGAUGCCACCCUUUAUGUUUUUCAAAGUUAACUCUUAAAUGUAAAUUGUAAUUGCUCAUUGCACAAAAUAGAGAAUGUUGAGUGGCUCUGAUAUGACCUUUCAUGUUUGUGCAGCUUGGUUUAGUUCUUAUUUUAAACCAAGGUAAAAGGUUUGAACUGCUUUGUCUUCCAAUUCCAUCCAUGUCAAUAUUAACAUAUUUGACUACGCUAGUGCCUGAAAGAGGGGCAAAGAGUUAGCAUA
Molecule: messenger RNA, 1814 nt
Organism: Cajanus cajan (pigeon pea)
Lineage: Eukaryota; Viridiplantae; Streptophyta; Magnoliopsida; Fabales; Fabaceae
Product: serine/threonine-protein kinase AtPK2/AtPK19
Biological process (GO): protein phosphorylation
Molecular function (GO): protein serine/threonine kinase activity; ATP binding
Source: RefSeq, a predicted model, not a curated record